AUGUCCCCAAGUGAUACCCCCUUAUCCUCUCAUGCCGCCUCCCCCGCCCUACAUUCUCGCGGCCCUGAUCGAACUGGAAAAUCCGAUGGGCAAUCUAUAACGCCACCGGAUAUCGGCGUCAGCACCUCGUUGAACGGCUGCUCGUCAUCUAGCCUUGAUCCGCUGCCGUCUCCUCUAGGCUCAGCCCCAACUUCCAGCCAGCGAAUAGAAGACCAUCCCUGGUUUUCGCAUCGGUUAUCAGGUCGCACGGAGACGGACAGGUUGAGUCGCAUCGCUCGCGCUGAUAAUGAAACCUGCGCAAGCUGCAGCCUAACGGUCCCCAAGGGUGUAAGCGAACAACUUCCACCCGGUGGACCGGGGACUUUGAAGGCGGAUGGCAAGGGCCGAAAUGGAAGCCCGGUGCUACGCUCCAGAGAAAUCGUGUAUUCCUGUAGCGGAUCUCGGUCGGAUUAUGAUGCGGAGCCCCACCCGCACCACUCGCCCGGUACCUCACUUCACUCGUCCGCGUCGUCGGAAACUUCCUCAUGUCACACCCAUAUCGUGAACUAUCUCUCAUUACACGGGCCGCCAAUCCCCGACGAUUAUGCACUUCUACGUAGCGCCUCAAUUAGAACGCUGAGCUGUGAGCUCUUGCCUCGCGGGCUCUCAUCAGGGCCCUUGUCGUUCGGGGACCCCGUUACCGGUUACACUAUCGCCUAUGUUUUUCGCCUCCCGGACCCUAUGGCUCGCGGCAAACGCCGGAGCUAUGCGCUUCUUGCCCUGGCAGGAAAGGACGCCGGCAGAGCCUUCCGUGCGUCCCCGCUGAUCUGGCGCGUGUUCGGUCGCAUCGCUGCGAGCAUCGUUAGUGCUGCUGAACGGCAUCAGGAGUCGGAAAAGUGCAAGGAAGAAGGCGGGAUUCCCACUUCUGCCGCUGCUGCUGCCACUACCAGCAUGGCCAACGGACGGAACUACACGCCCAUUUCUUCCUUCCUGACCGGCCGAGCCCUGGGCCCAGACGGCCAACCGCGCCGUGCCGGCCAGAUCCGCGCACGCAACCUUGCAGAGAUCGUGGGGAACGAAUACAUCUUUGCUGAGCUGCACGCGCAAUUCGUCGCCUUGCUCCAGCAGCUGUGUGCUAUGUUUGGCGGAGCCCGCAUCCCGGACGAUCGCUCGGUUUCGAGUUCGUUUGAGGAGGAGAGCACGUUUUCGCCACGUCGACAGUCUCUGUCGGGCGAUUGCGGGAGGGGGACAAUCGACACCGGCAUGACCACUGCCAGAACAAGCGGUAGUCCCGCUGAUCCCGGGAACCCUAGACACGAUUAUGAUUCAUCCUCCGUCAUGCUCUCGCCCGCCCCGAAACCAAUACCCAUAUCUCAUCGCGGACGACAGGUAGCAGCCUAGGCAAGUUUUGAGCCCGUGCCUGCUCCCUGCUCCCUGAUCGAUUUCGAUUUCGAUAACCAUGGAGGAAAAUAUCUCUAUUCCCUUCUAUCUAUCCACUUUCAACCUUGUUCUUUUUUUGGCGCUGUCAUAUUUUCCAUUAACUUCACAACAUAUACCCAAACUUAUCUUUUUUCCAUUUAACUUAUGUUUUUAAUGCUGCUUUAUCAUUUCUUCCGACCCCCAAGAUUCCGGUUCUCUACCAUCAAUCCAUAUUUGACGCUGUUACGACUUGAUUUACAUAACAACAACUCGUCAUCGAACUUGAAAAUAACCGAAUAGAAUACUGAGCACACCCCGACCCAACGAAGAAGCACACGUUGUUUAUUUACCUCACCCAUCCGGCCCAAUUUAUAUAUAUUUUAAUU
Histoplasma capsulatum G186AR is the source of this 1784-nucleotide messenger RNA. RefSeq lists its product as uncharacterized. The transcript has a single exon. The record is from RefSeq and is a predicted model, not a curated record. Gene Ontology annotation, cellular component: cytosol. Bases 1 to 1380 code for a protein of 459 amino acids. Gene Ontology annotation, molecular function: GTPase activator activity. Gene Ontology annotation, biological process: positive regulation of TORC1 signaling; positive regulation of GTPase activity. Lineage: Eukaryota; Fungi; Ascomycota; Eurotiomycetes; Onygenales; Ajellomycetaceae.